AUGAUACCGCCGUCGUCGUCGGUUUUCAAGGACAUGACUUCGGACCUUGUAGCAGUGCAGAUCACAGUGGAACUCUUCGUUGCAACGGACAAUUUACAUAUGGAUCUCGCCUCACUAGCCCCACUUGCUAAAUACACAGGAGGCGACAUGCGGUAUUAUCCACUGUUCCGGGAAGCGUUCCGCGGUGAACAUCUGCGCCAGGAUAUUCAGCAUAUGCUCACUCGCGAGACGGGCUUCGAGGCUGUGAUGAAGUUCAGAGUGUCCCCUGGGUAUCAGCUCAAGAGCUACCAUGGGCAUCUCUUCCAACGUACGCGAGAUUUACUAGUGGCGCCCAACUGUACGGAAGACGAGACCUUUGGCUGCAUCGUUGGAGUUAAUAAGGACUUCUCAGGACCACAAGCACGCUCAGUGUGUAUACAGGCAGCAUUGCUAUACACUUCCUCUACUGGCGAACGCCGUAUUCGGGUGAAUACAUCGCAGUACCCGAAGUCCUUGGAUGUUGAACAGGUGAUGGCCUCAUGUGAUGCCCAGGCGGCUGCUAUUAUCAUGGGCAAGUACGCUAUAAAUGAAUCGAGGAAUGUUAGUGAUGCUCGGAAAUACCUCUUGGACACGACACAGGCGGCGUUGGCUGGUCCUAAUGCUCGCCUAGAGAAUUUAAGCGCACUCCCUGGGUAG
Perkinsus marinus ATCC 50983 is the source of this 675-nucleotide messenger RNA. RefSeq lists its product as hypothetical. The record is from RefSeq and is a predicted model, not a curated record. Lineage: Eukaryota; Perkinsozoa; Perkinsida; Perkinsidae. Gene Ontology annotation, molecular function: zinc ion binding; SNARE binding. The transcript has 7 exons. Gene Ontology annotation, biological process: endoplasmic reticulum to Golgi vesicle-mediated transport; intracellular protein transport; COPII-coated vesicle cargo loading. Gene Ontology annotation, cellular component: COPII vesicle coat; endoplasmic reticulum exit site. The coding region runs from base 1 to 675 and encodes 224 amino acids.